AUGGGGCCAGUGCUCACCGGACGGUCAUCGCUCAACAUUUCAUUUACUGACGAAGAUGUUGCUGGAUUGCCACGUAUUAUCCAGAAGUACUUAGGGGGCGAAGUGACAUUCUUCCACAGUCGAAUUCUUGAUGCCGAUACCAGUUUGCCCGUGGCAGGGGCUUCUCUGAACGUGUGGCAGUGCGCGGUCAACGGGUUGUAUGACCAACAAGACCCAGAUCAGCCGUCGGGGAACAUGCGCGGCCUUUUCACAUCCGAUGCAAACGGCCAAUAUGCAUUUUACUGCAUCAAGCCGGUUCCCUAUCCCGUUCCCUACGACGGACCCGCAGGCGAUAUUCUCAAACUGAUGGAUCGCCACCCUUACCGAGCCCACAUUCACUUCCUGGUCACGAGCGACUCUUACAAUCGCUUGAUCACACAAGUAUUUCCCGAUGAUGACACUUAUCUCGACUCCGACUCGGUAUAUGCAGUCAAGUCAGAUUUGCUUCUUCAAUUCAAGCCUUACACCUCAGACUCACCGCGAAUUAAUAUUCCACGUCUAAGACGCGAAAGGCGUGCGAGUGAGGGACGAGGACGAACUGCGCGGGCCUGCGACACAUGCCGCCAGCGCAAAAUGAAAUGUGAUGGCAAAAAGCCUGUAUGCGCCCAGUGCCAUGCUCAGGGUCUAACGACAUGCGAUUAUUCUGAGGCGAAGCUCGUUAGAGAGCGGAAGCAGCUAGAGUUGGCUCAACUGAAAAUUGGAGCCUACGAGGACUUGCUUCGGAAUAUCGCUCAAAGAGCGGACACCUCUACUGCGAAACAAAUUACAAGCACCCUUGAAGCCUAUACAACAGGGAGCGAACACCGGAAUUGUUCUUCAAAUGUUUCAUUUUCGUCUAUCGAUUCUCUGGACAAUAUUGAUACGGUGGGUGAAGACCUCAAUCGCAGCAAAGAAAGUAGGGCUACAGGAUACAUGGGGAAGGAUUCUGAAAUUGCGUGGAUGCAACGGCUGGAGUCGAAUACUACAAGCCAGAGCGACAACCCGGAUUCUUUAGAAAAACCAUUGAAAGAAUGGCCUCCUGUUAAUGACUCCAUCGUCCCAGUGAACUAUCGUCUUGACCAUCAUCAUUUGUCCGACCCCGAAGUGAGGAAUGCUUUCGUCCUACCACCGAAAGCGCUGGCAGAUCAUCUACUCCAAAUUUAUCGCACUAACGUCGACAUUUCUUUCCCAAUCAUCCGAUGGGGAUUAUUCAUGGAUCAGUAUCGCCGCCUAUUCUCAGGGAGCUUGAUAAAUCCCGGGAGGAGGUGGUUGGCUGUCUUUAACAUGGUCCUUGCUAUUGGCAGGAACUUUUGCCGAGUCUCCAAACAAGAUCUGCAGGUUUACGCCGAUGACGACGUGUUCUUUGCUCGAGCGAAAUCCCUGAACAUUUCGGAGACUGUUCUCUUUGGCUACGAAGAUCUGCAACAAGUGCAGGUCGAGACGCUUAUGACGUUAUACUUCCUAACUGUUUCUCGGGUUAACAGAACGAACAACAUAUUUGAUGCGGAAGCAACCGAAGCGCGGAAGCGGCUAUGGUGGUCGAUCUUUUACCUGGAACAUCUGCUCUCUGCCAUGACUGGCCGAGCCUCUUGCCUUGGAGAUGGUUCCUGCUCUGCACCUCCACCGCUACCCUUUGAACACUCGGAAUAUGAGUUUUCUGAUGUCGGUCAGUGGGGUGAUGGCCGAUUAGCUCAUGCCGGCGAUAUGCAAUGGACGAUCUUCCAGAGCGACGAACAGAUCGAAGCCCAACAUACGUCCUUGAAGUCUAUGCAGCCCAGCGCGUCUCUCUACUUCUUCUAUCUGGUAGACCUCGCUUUUAUCACGCACUCCAUUACCAAUCGGGAGCACAGUACGAGCAUCUUUCGAGAUGGUUGGAUUCAGAUCGAAAGCCGCAUUGAGAUUUACACUCAAAAGCUAGAUCAAUGGGUAUCUGGCUUACACGCUUCCUUGGCUUUUGAAGACAAGCAUGGUAAUCAACACCCCAGGAGCAGAUCAUAUUAUCAGGUCUCGUUAGCAUUGCACUAUUACAGCGCUCGUGUUGUCCUCAAUCGGCAUUGUCUUACACGCCCAGAAACCGCUGGAAAGAGCGGCAUCAAUCUUCCACGAUCCCAGUUUUACGACAAAACCUCUUCGGCCUUUCUUCGUGCAUCUUUGGCGCUCAUCGCUGUUCUACCAGAUCAACCAGAUACGGUUUGGGCCUACAAUGUCGCCCCAUGGUGGGGGUUCCUGCAUUUUCUAAUGCAAGCCACUAUAGCCUGCCUUAUACAUUUUUCGGUUCUCUCAGUGCCAGCGAGUGUCGAGACUGAGGAAGGCGCUCCCGGGUCUGUGGAAACGCCUGAAGUUGUUCUUGCUGCGACGAAAAAAGCGCUCCACUGGCUGUAUUGCCUUGGGAAAUCUGAUGAGGCCGCUCGUCGAGCUUUUCUGCUUUGCAACAAUUGCAUUCGCCGUAUAGCCUCUAGCAAAGGCCUGGAUUUGAGUGAAGCUGAAUGCAUAAAGCGCGAUAAUGUGAAAGACUUUAUCAGAUGGUCAUUAUUCGGACCUGACCAUAUUCUCGAGCAAGACCAGCAGCAUGAAGAGGAAAUCGAGACCUACACAGUAGAAAUUGAGAAGCUGAUUGGACGAAAAUUGUCACCGGGCAGGAUGGAUGUGAAAGGCCUAGGACGGCUUUUGAAUGAAGCAGGGGGUUCACAUCGAAGUCUGCUAUGGUACAGUUGCAUUUCCGUGGUUGAUACCAUAACGUACUGCAGGAUGUUAUACAAUGGAUUCCACUUCUAUCGCAAUUCGUUCUCGCGAUUCUUUACCGUCUUUCCAUUUCGCCCUGUCACAAUAUUCACGUCUUACCGAUCACCGGUGCGGCAUCUCACAUACUGGCAUCGACGACAUACAUCCAAGACACAGCUACCCGUACUAUUCAUACAUGGUAUCGGGAUUGGCAUGUACCCUUACGCAGGCUUCCUGCGAGAGUUAAACGAGCAACUACAGGCAGACGCCACCGACGAUGGUGAGAUCGGCAUCAUCGCACUUGAAAUCAUGGCAGUAAGCUCUCGGAUAACCAAUCCUGCUCUCGAAAAGGAGGUGAUGAUUUCUGAGAUCAUGGAAAUCAUGCGGUAUCACGGAUGGGACAAGAUCGUGCUUGUGUCUCAUUCUUAUGGUUCCGUAAUCGCUACACACCUUCUCAAGUCUGAUCGGUUCGCUCCGCUCAUCGGGCCUGCGGUCUUCAUUGAUCCGGUGUCAUUCCUUCUCCAUCUGCCUGACGUGGCAUACAACUUCAUAGCCCGCCAACCAGCGCGGGCCAAUGAAUAUCAGCUAUGGUAUUUCGGAAGUCAAGACAUUGGAGUUGCGCAUACGUUAGCAAGGAGAUUCUCUUGGGUUGACAAUAUUAUUUGGAAGGAGGAGCUCGGGGUGAAGGUGGAAAAAGAUCAAAAGGGUAGAAAUGUUACAGUUGUUUUGAGUGGUAAAGAUUUGAUUGUGGACACCGAAACCGUGGGGCAGUACUUGAUGGGUUCAUCAGAGGUCUGGACAGUUGACAAGGAAGCAGCACAAGCAUGGAAAAUCAGGCCCUGGAUUGGGUGCGGACUUGAGACGCUGUGGUUUGAAGACUUGGAUCAUGCUCAGGUUUUUGAUUCUGAGACUACCAGGCGGCCGGUCAUCAAGGCGAUCUCUGUAUACUCAAAGACCGACUGA
This is a messenger RNA of Penicillium roqueforti, 3702 nucleotides long. RefSeq names its product transcriptional regulator family TF. The record is from RefSeq and is a predicted model, not a curated record. Bases 1 to 3702 code for a protein of 1233 amino acids. Gene Ontology annotation, biological process: regulation of DNA-templated transcription; DNA-templated transcription. The transcript is spliced from 8 exons. Lineage: Eukaryota; Fungi; Ascomycota; Eurotiomycetes; Eurotiales; Aspergillaceae. Gene Ontology annotation, molecular function: zinc ion binding; ferric iron binding; DNA binding.